AUGAAUGUCUGCAAAGCCAAUCUGUCCUUGUCUGGACUUACUUGUGCUAGUUGCGUUCGAUCGGUUGAAAGCACAUUAGACAGGCUUCCUGGUUUGGUUCCUUCUUCGAUUAAAGUCAAUUUAUUAAUGAGUAACGCGGUCCUUGAAUACGAAGAAAAUCAAAUAAGUAUUGACAAAAUUAAGCAAGCUAUACUUGACGCUGGUUUUGAUGUUGAAGAUGUUAAAAUUGAAAAGAAAAACGAAAAACCUUCCUUAUCAAAAAAAAAAGUCACCAUAAUUUCAAAUGAUCCUUCAACUCAUGAAGAAAAAAAUGCAAAUCGUGACACAUCAACAAAGUUAAUUGUUGGUGGUAUGACGUGUGCUUCUUGUGUAAGCGCUAUUCAAUAUUCCCUUGAUUCAUUAAAGGGCGUCAAAGAAGCUCAUGUUAAUUUGCUUACCGGUGAAGCAACUAUCAAACAUGAUAUAAGUCAAAUUGGAAUACGCGAUCUUAUUAAAUAUAUUGAAGAUACAGGUUAUGAAGCUGAAAUCAAGAAGAAUCAAACUAAUAAUAAAAAUUCAAUUCGACAUCGUGCAGAAAAAGAGCAAAUACAUCUUCGCAAUCGAUUCCUUGUUUCUUUAUGCUUCGCCAUUCCAACAUUUUUUAUUGAAAUGAUAGUCAAAAUGGCUUUAUCGGAUGAUAAUCCUUUAAACAAAAUGAUCAGUCAUCAAUUGAUUCCGGGACUUGAAGUUGGAACCUUAAUUUUAUUCCUUCUCGCAACCCCUGUUCAAUUUAUUCUUGGUUAUCCAUUUUAUCUAAAAGGAUUUCGUUCUAUUUGGUACUCUCAUCAAGCAAAUAUGGAUACUUUGGUUGCAGUUGGAACUACCGUUGCAUAUUUUGGAUCUAUUUUCAGUGUAAUACUUCCAAUUGUUCAUAAAGAUAAAACCGCGGGUCAUCAAUUCUUUGAAACCUCAAUAUUUCUUAUGACUUUUAUUAUGCUCGGUAGAUGGUUAGAAGCCAAAGUGAAAGGUAAAACUUUUGAAACAAUAACGAAACUUAUGGAAUUACAACCAGACAAGGCGACCCUCAUUACUCUUAGUUACGACGAUAAAAAUAAUGAAAACAUUGUCGAAGAAGAAAUUGAUUUAGAUCUCGUUCAGGUUGGUGAUAUUCUUAAAGUUACUCCCGGAGCAAAGAUCCCAUGUGACGGCAAAAUAUUCCGAGGUACCACAUCCUUGGAAGAAUCAAUGUUAACGGGCGAAUCUAUACCUGUAACGAAAUUUGUUGGUGACGAUGUGAUAAGCGCAACAGUAAAUUUAUCAUCAAUGAUUUGGAUAAAAGCCACACGCGUUGGAUCUGAUACUACACUUUCACGUAUUAUACAAUUAGUUCAAGAAGCUCAAUCAA
Funneliformis geosporum is the source of this 1384-nucleotide messenger RNA. The record is from the annotation of a GenBank genome assembly. NCBI's taxonomy places the organism in Eukaryota, Fungi, Glomeromycota, Glomeromycetes, Glomerales, Glomeraceae.